AUGCAUUCACAAGUCAACUCAUCGAUCGUGCUAGAUGAACGAGAAGAAACGAUCAAGAAGCUAUUGGUGAACUUUUGUGAUGAGUACAAUUCCUAUGUGCCAGAUGCUGACAAGCUAGAAUUGAGGAUUACUGGUGGCUGGGUCAGAGAUAAGCUUCUUGGCAAAGAGAGCCACGAUCUCGAUAUCGCUGUCAAUGUUCUUUCAGGGGAAGAGUUUGCCUCUAAGCUACUUGAGUACACUGAGAAGAAGGGUAUAAAAUUAGGCGCCAAUUCCACAAGCCUUCAUACUAUAAAGAAGAACCCAGAGAAGUCUAAACAUUUAGAAACUUGCACUGCAAGGCUUUUUGGGUUGGAUGUUGACUUCGUGAAUUUGAGGAGUGAACAGUAUACUGAGGAGAGUCGAGUACCGAUAGUUGACUGUGGAACGGCGGAGGAAGACGCGUUGAGACGAGAUGCUACUUUAAAUGCGUUAUUUUACAAUCUCAAUAGAAACAAAGUCGAGGAUUUUACCGGACGAGGUAUUGAGGAUCUAAAGAAUGGUUUACUCAGAACACCUCUUCAGCCGCUCAAAACCUUUGUGGAUGAUCCCUUACGAGUUUUGAGACUUAUACGAUUUGCCGCAAGGUUUGAUUUUGUCAUAGAGCCUGAUACUCUUUCCGCAAUGAAAGAUUCCCAUAUCAGAAGUGCCUUGGUUCAUAAGAUCAGCAGAGAACGUGUGGGUGUGGAAACCGACAAGAUUCUUACAGGCAAUAACGUGAGCUACGGGCUCCGCUUGCUUAAUCAUGUUGGAUUUAGUGAAAGUAUCUUCAACCCAGGUGUCUUGGUAUCUACAGUUAACGAACUUAAUGAUAAAGAUUUGUGUGAGCAAAUUCGACAUUUCGAUAAAAAAGUGUCGUCCCGCAUUGAUGCUGCGACCCAGCAUAUGCGAUCAUUUACUAACUCAGUGAAAAGUGCAAAUGACAUUCCACUUCUUCAGGCCAUUUGGCAAGCUGUUCUGCAAGAUAAGGCAGCAACGAAAGCUUUUUGGCUCUGCGUAAUCUUGGAACCCUACAGUGAAAUCAACGUCAGGCUAAACCCAAGAAAACAGUCACUUACUCACUACCCAGAGGUGAUUCUCAAGGAAGGCUUACGCUUUGGCAAAGCUGAUUACGAUACUGUUAGCAACAUCCUCAAGAAUACUAGUGGCUUCACCACCUUCGACAGGUACUUCGAAAACCCAUCUCAAAUCACCCGCUCUGACCUUGGAUUGUAUAUACGUCAAUAUGGCGACCACUUCCCGUUGUCUGUUGCAUUUGGAGCUUUCAGUGAUUACUUAAAGGGGGUAGAAACCGAGAACCGUACGGCUGAAGUUCCUACGCCAGAUGGCUUGCACUUGCCAUUUAAUGAAACGGCUUUUCAUGAGAUAGCCUUCCAGUAUGAAAGUUUGUUGGAGACGAUCAAGUCUGAAGGUCUCGAAAAAGCCACCGAUUUAAAGCCUGUUGUCGACGGUAAAAUGAUAUCUAAGGCACUCAACAAAAAGCCAGGUCCAUGGAUGAAGGAUGUCACUCUUGAGGUGGUGAGGUGGCAGCUUGAUCAUCCUCACGGCAGCGCCGAAGAAUGCAUCGAACACCUACGUAGUGUUCUUAAUUAG
Candidozyma auris is the source of this 1629-nucleotide messenger RNA. Its product is annotated as tRNA adenylyltransferase. Lineage: Eukaryota; Fungi; Ascomycota; Pichiomycetes; Serinales; Metschnikowiaceae. The transcript has a single exon. Gene Ontology annotation, biological process: tRNA 3'-terminal CCA addition. The record is from RefSeq and is a predicted model, not a curated record. Bases 1 to 1629 code for a protein of 542 amino acids. Gene Ontology annotation, molecular function: RNA binding; ATP:3'-cytidine-cytidine-tRNA adenylyltransferase activity.